AUGGGUACCGGCCGCCGUAUGGGAACGAAGCAGGGAGUCCCUGCACCCCUCGAUGAAUCGAAAAUCUCCUCAUUGAAGAAGCGCAAGGCUGGCGGCGCCGAUGCCCCCAAGGCCGCUCCCAAGCGCCGCAGAUCGGAUGCCGACGAGGCUGCCUCGAAGAAGGCUGCUCCUAAGAAGAAGGUCGCGGCCGCUCCUGCUAAGGUCGAAAAGAAGGCCUCCAAGAAGGCUGUGCCAGUGCCUAUGUCUGACGACGACGAGGAAAUGGAGGAUGAUGAGUUUGGCGAUCUUGAUGGAAUCAGCGAAGGCUCAAUGGAUAGCGACGACCAAGUGGAGGGACUUUCUGACCUCGAGGAUGAUGACUCUGUUGUUGAUUCCGACGAGGAGGGCCACGCCCGUGGCGCCAUGUUCUCCGACGACGAAGACUCCGAUGCCGAAGAAAGAUUGACUGCCGCCAACAUCGAGGGUCUGUCACGGAAAUUGGAUGCUGCCCAGCAAGAAGAGGAAGAGCAAGCCGAGCAGGAGUUGCAGGAGGCACAGAUGCAGACCAACAUCGCUGCACCCGACGUGUUUGCCGAUGAAAACCAGCAGCAGGGACUUGCUCCUGACCUGCAGCUUCUCCGCCAGCGCAUUACAGAUACCAUUCGAAUCUUGGGUGACCUCAAGACACUCGGACAACCAGGAAGAUCGCGCACCGACUACGUUGAUCUUCUGCUCGACGACAUCUGCACCUACUACGGCUACACCCGAUUCCUUGCUGAGAAGUUGUUCAACCUGUUCACUCCCAUGGAGGCCUUUGCCUUCUUCGAAGCUAACGAGACUCCCCGCCCCGUUGUCAUCCGUACCAACACUCUGCGAACCAACCGUCGAUCCCUCGCCCAAGCUCUCAUCAACCGUGGUGUCGUUCUCGAGCCCGUUGGCAAAUGGUCCAAGGUCGGUUUGCAGGUCUUUGAGUCUCCUGUUCCUCUGGGUGCCACCCCCGAAUACCUGGCUGGUCACUACAUUCUCCAGGCCGCCUCCUCGUUCCUUCCCGUUAUGGCUCUCGCCCCCCAGCCCAACGAGCGUGUUCUCGAUAUGGCCUCCGCGCCCGGUGGUAAGACAACAUACAUGUCUGCUCUGAUGCGCAACACUGGCUGCGUGAUCGCAAACGAUGCCAGUAAGCCUCGUGCCAAGGGUCUGAUCGGUAACAUCCACCGUCUCGGCUGCAAGAACACUAUUGUGACCCACAUGGAUGCUCGCACUGCUUUCCCCAAGGCCAUGGGUGGCUUUGACCGUGUUCUUCUCGAUGCUCCUUGCACUGGUACCGGUGUCAUCUCGAAGGAUCCCGGUGUUAAGACCUCAAAGAACGAGCGUGAUUUCCUCGCCAUCCCUCACAUGCAGCGCCAACUUCUUUUGGCCGCCAUUGAUUCUGUUGACCACGCAUCCAAGACUGGAGGAUACAUUGUCUACUCCACCUGCAGUGUGACAGUCGAAGAGAAUGAGGCCGUUGUCCAGUAUGUCCUCCGCAAGCGCCCCAAUGUCAAGAUUGUGGAUACUGGUCUUGGUGGAUUUGGUAGCCCCGGUUUCCUCAGCUACAUGGGCAAGACCUUUGACCCAAAGAUGGCGCUCACUCGCCGCUACUUCCCUCACCGUGAGAACGUCGACGGUUUCUAUGUAUGCAAGCUCAAGAAGACUGCUGUGACCCCUGCGCCUAAGGCGGAAGACGCGGAAUCUCGUUCCGCCGGCCGCAAGAAGUCUCGCAGCGCUAGCGCCUCAGCUGCAUCCUCUGAUGACGAGUCUGUUGACAAGACCCCCAUUGUCGACGAGAACGGACAUGCUGCCGAUUUCGAAGGUGGCGCCUUUAGCGCUUUCGAGGAUCCCGAGGACGCUGAGCGCAUUGCCCGUGCCGAGCGCAACCGUCUGCGUCGCAAGGGUCUCAACCCAAAGGGUGUUCUCAACAAGCCUAAGAAGGCCAAGGCUGAAGCUGAGCAGAAGACCAGCAAGACCGAGGAGCCCAGUCAAGAAGAACAGACUAAGACCGUUGCCUCGAAGAAGUCUACCAAUGAGCCGAAGGGCGAAAAGAAGACCGUCACGAAGGGCAAGGAAGACAAGAAGCCUGUGACCGCCGACCAAGAGGCGAAGAAGCCUGUCAAGGCCAAGGGCGAGAAGAAGGAUAAGAAGUCGGCCAAGAAGGCCACGAAAUGA
Molecule: messenger RNA, 2181 nt
Organism: Penicillium olsonii
Lineage: Eukaryota; Fungi; Ascomycota; Eurotiomycetes; Eurotiales; Aspergillaceae
Source: the annotation of a GenBank genome assembly